AUGGCCCUCAGGGAUUUACUAACUACAAUCAACCCGUUCUCGUCUCAUCAGGAAACAAACGAUGAUAACGAAGAAUUCAAGCUUCCAAGCAUGGCGUCCCUGGUCAUCAUGCUGGUAAUGAAUUUCCUUCUUCAAGUAAGACAUCUGCAUAGGACGUUGCAAAGGUCACUCACAUGGUCUGCUCCGGCCCAUAUAGGUAUCAUUUUCAUCAUCGUUUCAUCAGCAAACGAAUAUGCAGAGUACUUGGGAGGAAAUGCUACUUUCUCUGGUGUUGUCAUCGGCAUACCAACCGGCUUCGCUGUGCUUUCUUUGAUUCCUUUGACGCAGUGCGAUAAAGGGUUGUACAAAAUGCCUCUUCAUAUCAGUUGCUGCUUUGCCAUUAUAGGCCACGUCGCUUACGCUGUUGCGUAUCGGGCCAACUUCUUAUACCUGAUUCUGAUUGGCCGGUGCCUUACCGGUGUAUCAUUUACUAUGUUCAUGUACUGCAAGCGGUACUGUACGGACCCUCGAAUUAUUGGAAUCAGACGAAGGACGACCCUCGCUGGCUGGCAGGUCGUCUGCCAAGGUUUGGGCCUGAGCCUUGGUCCAUUCCUUGGUGGAUUGUUGUAUAAGAUCGGGUUCUCGAACUCAAUCUUCAACGGUUAUACAAGUCCGGGGUGGAUCAUGGCUGGAAUCUAUGCUGGCUUCUGGGUCUUGGUCACACAAUAUUUUGAGGACAUCCCUCAACCACCACCUAUGACCAUGAUGGAGUUGUCUCUCCCCGUAGCGAAAGGUCUCGAGAUAGAGCAUUGUCCGAACUAUUCAUCAGCACCUGCCACAAGCCUUCCCUUGCCCAUUGACGAAUCAUUCAGAGCACAACUCUCGCUGAUCACACUGUCCCAGUGGGGUGUCAUUAUAUGCAUGUGCUGGUUCUCGAUGGUCUGCUUCUUUAUCUUAGGCUCCUGGGAAGCCAACUUGCCUGUAUUUGGAGCUGCCACUGCGAACCUCCGCUGGUCUCCGUUUGAUGCAGGAAAUUUUAUUGCCCUUGGUGGAAUAAUAUGCUUCCCCUUCCUCCUCGCCAACAUCCUAGCUGCGCGUCGGAUACAAGAUCGCAAACUCCUCGCUUUCGGGACGACUGUCGGCCUUGCAGGGCUUACCACUUUUCUUUCCAUCCUUUACACCGACACAGUCAAUUACAGCUCACUGUUUGCAUGUUGGUGCACCGUGGCGCUCGGGUUUAAUAUCGCAACUGCAAUUACCCUUAGUCUCCUCAGCAAGCAGCUCCCGCCCUACUGGAACGGACGCACUUCGAUCGUGAUCCAAUGUAGUAAUUUCACUGGUCGCGUGACCGGCACAAUCUGGGGUGGUUCGGGCGUUUCAGUUGGGAUGAUGAACUUUGUAAUAUUGGAGAUUGUUAUGGUUGGUAUUGGAGUUAUUCUAUUUACAACGUUGUGGAACAAGCUGAAGACGAAGAACGGAUGAUGUGCCCAGGGAAAGCACAUUUUCUGGUACUUUGCACUCCAGGUCCGAGUCUAUAGAGCCCUACC
Messenger RNA from Suillus subalutaceus, 1526 nucleotides. Its product is annotated as major facilitator superfamily domain-containing protein. The record is from RefSeq and is a predicted model, not a curated record. Gene Ontology annotation, biological process: transmembrane transport. Gene Ontology annotation, cellular component: membrane. Gene Ontology annotation, molecular function: transmembrane transporter activity. The transcript is spliced from 2 exons. Bases 1 to 1461 code for a protein of 486 amino acids. Lineage: Eukaryota; Fungi; Basidiomycota; Agaricomycetes; Boletales; Suillaceae.